This is a messenger RNA of Epinephelus fuscoguttatus (brown-marbled grouper), 3300 nucleotides long. RefSeq lists its product as uncharacterized. The record is from RefSeq and is a predicted model, not a curated record. NCBI's taxonomy places the organism in Eukaryota, Metazoa, Chordata, Actinopteri, Perciformes, Serranidae. The transcript is spliced from 2 exons. The coding region runs from base 517 to 1701 and encodes 394 amino acids.
AUGAGACAUAAUCAAAACCAAGAACAUUUAUUUUUCAGUAAAUGUUAUAAAUGUUCACGUCAGACUUUGGAAUGAAAUGCAUGAGUGUUUGAAUGUUUACAUGUGUCUUAACAAAUGCAUGUCGUCUAAUUCUUUCUGUUUGAUUUAAUGAUGAGAAUAUUUCAUGACUUCAGUCAACUAAGUGUCUAACAGCCGUCUAACACAUCAGCAUCGUCCUGCAGAGUGAAACAAGAACUCUCCUUUAAUUCUCCUGUGAUCAAGACAUUGAUUCAUCCAGUCGGUUCGGGCUAAUUCCCAACACCUUCACAAUUCAAUUCUCCUUCUUUUACAUCUUAAACAAGUCGUCUGUGCUCAGUUCUCCAAUGUCUUCUUCAUGGUCUUUCAGGGAAAAUUCCAGAGUGGCAUCCAGCAGAGGGAGAAGAGGAACCAGUUCAAAACUCUGUUGCGGUUCAUGCAAAGACUCCGAACGAUACCUCUGAACAUCCCGAACGCAAUGACCAGAGAGAAACACCAAAAAUGUCAGCUCCGUUGGUCUCAGCUGAGAUGCUGAAGGAGUGGAGUUGUUUGGAAAAGAAAAUUCAAAGCAUGCUGAAAGGCUUUGUUGAAAAUCGGGCGUUUUCAGCUGAAAUCUCAAGAAUUUUUCCAGACGUCCCUGAAACUCUCAAUCGGUUCAUUUUGGAUUUCGAGGAGACGCUGAAGAACGCCACAGAGGAUGUGUCGGAUCUGCUCGAUACAGCUGGUCAAAUGAUGGGUCCUGGCCUCACUGCAGAGGGUGAACUUCCUCUGAAGGACUUCCCAGAAGAUCCUAAAAGCAUGGAACAGAGUCCUGCUGGAUGUCCGAAGAUAAUCAGAGACUGUUCGGUCUCAUCUCUGGAGGUACAUCCUCAAACUUAUGAUGUCCCCAUGGACCCAAGCAAAGAUUGUGAAGACGAUCAGGAACCUCCAGCAAGUGAUGACAAAGAAGCAACAGAAAGUACUUCAGGGCUCACGUCUGGUGUUUGUAAACGUCAGGAGGAAGUCACUGACUUGUCUCAGGAAGAAAUGCCCGGGAUGAAUGCUGUUGACGUCGAAGAAGCAAGGCAAGGUCGGAGCGAACGAACAUCAACAAGAUGGUUGGAAGACUUUGUUUUUGUCGAACCUUACUUCGCCAAACCCGCAAACAUGGUGGAGACUGGCCCAAAUCAGGGUUUAGUCGACUUGUCAACAAAUCCACAAGGGGUUAGUUGUGUUGACGAUGAAGUCGGCGCUAAAACAAACAAACAAAGGGGGACCAAUCGUGGAAGUCAAAGCUGCAUCGUUCCUGCUGAAGAUGCUGUUGAGACACGACUGAAAAGGCAUCGAGCGUUAUCGUUAAACUCUCAAAGUUCAAAGGUCAGAAGGCUCAUAGAAAUGACCGCGGAUGAAUUCAAGACCAUGGCUGUUCCAGAGCUGGUGCUGAUGAGCGCACUGGAGGGGAGAGUCUAUGACGAGUCAACCAGAUCAAACUCCGAGGAUCAGAACGAGCUGUCGGUUGGAGACGUAGACAGUUGCGAGGAGGUUUACGAGGAGGCGGUGCAGCAACCAGCAGCGCAACAACGUCACCCAGUGAGGGAGGUUGUGGUUGAAGAUGGUAAAGUUGCUCCAGGGGCAAGGAGCGGAAGGAAAGGGUUCAGUUUGGACAACCGGAAGAACAAACACAAAACUGACUGCAAGAUUUCGUAAACUAAAAAGAGUGAACUGAAAUCUGAUCUUUGCAACAUCAGGAUGUACAAAACGUUGGUUAGUGUUGUGAAUUUAGUUGAACUUUGUCGGUAUGUUAAAGGAAUCGUUUGACACAUGUUGAAAGCAAAAGCACGUGGUUACGUUGAGCUAACAAAAGCAUGUGGUUCUAAAACAUGGAUGCUUCACACACAGAAGAUCUAUACAAUCAGCACAGUUUCAAGAUUAGAGUCACCAAUUCAGUAUCUGACCAAAUGUCUCCCCUUCUGUUCCUGAGAUAUGACGUUAAAACAUGAUGAUGUCACAGUCAAGCUGACCUUUGACCUUUUGAAUGCCAAAAUCUGAUCAGUUCACGUGGUUACAUCUAGACAGACACGUGUUGAAAACAGGUAAUCAGCUGGCCAACCAAGUCAGAAGGUGAAGAAAUCCAUCAACCAACUUGUUGAUUCAUGCGUUACACAACAUGUUAUUAUGCCUCCAAGCUGGUGUCCACCGUAGCCAGAGGCAUAAUGUCGGUCCGUCUCAUUCUCGUGAAUCUUUAGAACGCCUCCACUCAAACAUCUGCUCGGACUCAAGAAUGAAAUGAUUAGAUUUUGUUGAUCAAAGGUUACUGACCUUGCAUCUGUCUUGCUGUCAUUAAUGCAAAAUCUCACCAACACCUUGAAGGAAGUUCUUCAAAUCUGGCACAAACGUCCACUUUGACUCAGUAAUAAAAUAAAGAUAUUGGGAUUGUAAACACCUCCAAUAAGGAAACUGUAUUCAAACAUCUGUACCGAGUCAACAAUAACAUUUAAAAACCUGAAUGUGACUUCUGGGCUCUGUCUGGCAGCCAUUUUCAUUUUGUUGACUGUAAUUUUAUUAUUUGUUGGAGUUUAUUUACAUCCUGUCAUUAUCAGUAUGUGUCCACUUCUCUGAGGUUUUUCUUUCUGGUGAAAUCACGACACUUUAAAGAACACGUGUUCAUCACCUCGUCAGUGAAUGUUUUGUAUUUUUAACUCUGUAUGACGUUUUUAUUUUACUCCUUUAAAACUGUCCAACAUGGAGCUUCAUUAAAGUCUUUAAAGAACAGACGGCCGCAGCAGGUUGUUUGAUCCUGUUGACCUGAAAGAACAACCAUGUUAGCGAAGACAUCCUCACUGUGACCUCGUCACAUGUCCACGUUUGGUCAUUAACAUAUGACGUCCAAGGUACCCUGGGUGUGUUGGUUGUUGACGUUCUGGGACGCCGUGUCAACUUCAGCCUGUUACAUGCAUUGUCUGUUUUCAACAUACACUUCUGUUUUCACAGGAAAUCCAAAGGCAAGUGGUCACAUUUAGCUAACCCAGGUGGGCCCUGGGUUCCUCCUCCUUCCUCAUCAAGAUCUGACAUGGGAUUGCAGUGUGGAGCAGUGUAUUUCCAGCUGGUUACAUAAUCACCGGUGUUGGCUACUCAUGAGGUUCCUCAGGGUUCUAUGCUCGGUACUUUUUAUUUCUGUAGGUUAAAGCUGUCUUCAUUGUUUUGGGGGACAGCAGAGAGCCUGAUUGUCCUUGACUGUCUGUACCCUGAUAUGGUGGCGUGUAUUUGUGAUGUUCAGAUAAUCUAAAGUUCUUUUGUCCUGUUGUG